AUGGCUCGAUCGGCUGGCCUAUUUCUCGUUAAACUCUCGAAUUCCGAGGAGCCAUUAUUCUUAUUGCUUCAAGCCUCAAAACAUCCGCAUCACUGGUCACCGCCGAAAGGCCAUAUCGAUCCGGGAGAGAGCGAUUUGGAAGCGGCGAUUCGAGAAACCGAAGAAGAGACUAGUUAUAAACGAGAAACAUUUGAGAUUAUGGAAAAUUCAAUGGAUCAGAUCAGCUAUUUGAUAACCGAAUCAGUGGCUCACCCGGAAGACGUCGGAAAAAUGAAAACAGCCGUUUAUUGGUUAGCUAGAAUGAGUGAUGAGGCUUCGAAUGUGCAAAUCUCAUCCGAGCAUACAAAUAUGAAAUGGGUGACACUGGAGGAAGCCCACGAAAAAUUGACUCUCCCCGGAAUGUCCGAUUUGCUCAAAAAAUAUGCGAAACUUUUGCAAGAAAGACAC
Mesorhabditis belari is the source of this 447-nucleotide messenger RNA. The record is from the annotation of a GenBank genome assembly. NCBI's taxonomy places the organism in Eukaryota, Metazoa, Nematoda, Chromadorea, Rhabditida, Rhabditidae.